Messenger RNA from Rhinichthys klamathensis goyatoka, 1491 nucleotides. It is a transcript of the gene tor2a, whose product is annotated as torsin family 2, member A. The record is from RefSeq and is a predicted model, not a curated record. NCBI's taxonomy places the organism in Eukaryota, Metazoa, Chordata, Actinopteri, Cypriniformes, Leuciscidae. Gene Ontology annotation, molecular function: ATP binding; ATP hydrolysis activity. Gene Ontology annotation, cellular component: endoplasmic reticulum; endoplasmic reticulum lumen; nuclear envelope. The coding region runs from base 1 to 1029 and encodes 342 amino acids. The transcript has 5 exons.
AUGUGUGAAGUCAGCCCAGUAGUGUCUGUGUGGAGCUGUAGUUGCGCUUCCGUCAUAGUACUCAUCUUGGAGCUGUGCUCCGAGGCUGUAGCCAUCAUGAUAUUUAUACUGUUCUUAAUUUAUUGUACUCCCUUAGGUACUGGUUUCGAGAUAAAGUCUAUUUUUUGUUCAAUAUCUGAGAGCUGCGAAUGUGACUACAAACCAGACAUAAAAGGUUUAGAGUGGGACCUUUAUAAAAACCUUUAUGGUCAGCAUAUGGCUCAAGACAUUGUCUCAGAAGCAGUGAUGAAUUUUUUACAGAAUGAAAACCCAGACAGACCACUAGUGCUGUCUUUCCAUGGAGCAUCCGGGACUGGAAAAAGUUUGGUCAGCUCUAUGAUUGGACGAUAUAUCUAUGGAACGGCUAUGGGCAGUCCGUACAUCCAUCAGUUUGUUCCCACAUUACACUUUCCUUUAGCCAACCGGGUGCAACAAUACAGGUCAGAUCUAAAACUCUGGGUGGAGAGAAACCUCACCGCCUGCGCUCGCUCAAUCUUUAUCUUCGAUGAGAUGGAGAAAAUGCCUCCUGGUGUGAUUGAUGUUUUGGAACCGCAUUUAGGCCCCUUCCAUGUUCUGUUCCAGACAAACUACCGGAAGGCGAUUUAUAUAUUUAUCAGUACUGUAGGUCAGGAGGUAGUUAACAAACUUGCGUUGGACAGUCGACAGGCAGGAAGAGAUCGAGAGGACAUUCGCCCCGAUGAGCUGGAGGACAGUAUCGCUGACGCCGUGUACAACAACAAGAACAGUGGGUUCUACCACUCCAGAAUAAUUACGGAAAAGCUUAUCACUCGUUUUGUGCCUUUCCUUCCCUUGCUUCGGCGCCACGUGGAGCGCUGUGCCCAGCGGGAGCUCUGCCAGCGCGGGGAGUGUCAGCGUACAGAUGUGGCAUCGUCAGUAGGGGGCGCCAUGACUUACACACCAAAUGACAGACAAUAUUUCUCCAGCACUGGCUGCAAAUUGGUGCCGGGUAAAGUUAACCUGUUCCUUUGAGGAUCCUCUUUAGGAUCUUCACAGCACAAAACCUUUUGGGGGGUUGAACUACAGUGAAGCAACAUGAAUUUGGGAUUUUGGGACAUUCUUUCAGUAUGUUUCAGCCAUGUGGAUGAGUUCUGAUGAAGAAUGAACAGGAUCCGAGAAACAUCUCUGGUUUUUGCAGUUUUGAAUCAAGCGAGAAUAAGCCAGUUGCUAGUUAAUACAAAGGCGAAUUCAGAGCUGACCUCUUUUAUACAUUAGAGUUCUCUGGGACACUGAAACAAUCUACAAAACACUCAUUUUCAGUGUGGAGUUCAUUACAAACGAAGUGCUCUCUUAACUUCAGUGAUUAUUUAUUUUAUCAUGGGGUGACUAUGAAACUAAGUGCUGUAUUUCUGAUGCUGACCACAGGGUGGCAGCAGUGCCUACUUGAAGCUGGGGGUUUUUGUCCCACAAUACCUUUUGUUGUAGUUUUUUCCC